AGAUGAGACCAGUGUCUCGGGCACUGGCUCCUCAUCUCACUCGGUCCUAUGCCAAAGAUGUAAAAUUUGGUGCGGAUGCUCGAGCCUUAAUGCUUCAAGGUGCAGAUCUUUUAGUCGAUGCUGUAGCUGUUACAAUGGGGCCAAAGGGAAGAACAAUGAUUAUUGAACAAGGUUGGGGAAGUCCUAAAGUAACAAAAGACGGGGUCACCAUUGCAAAGUCAAUUGAUUUAAACGAUAAAUACAAAAAUAUCGGAGCUAAACUUGUUCAGGAUGUUGCCAAUAACACAAAUGAAGAGGCUGGGGAUGGCACCACCACUGCCACUGUUCUGGCAUGGUCUAUUGCCAAGGAGGGCUUUGAGAAAUUCACCAAAGGGGCUAAUCCAGUGGAAAUCUGGAGAGGUGUGAUAUUGGCUGUUGAUGCUGUAAUUGCUGAACUUAAGAAACAAUCUAAACCUGUGACAACCCCUGAAGAAAUUGCUCAGGUUGUUACAAUUUCUGCAAAUGGCGACAAAGACAUUGGGAACAUCAUUUCUGAUGCAGUGAAGAAGGUUGGAAGAAAGGGUGUCAUCACAGUGAAGGAUGGAAAAACCCUGAAUGAUGAGCUAGAAAUUAUUGAGGGCAUGAAGUUUGAUAGAGGAUAUAUUUUCCCAUAUUUUAGUAACACAUCAAAAGGUCAAAAAUGUGAAUUCCUCGAUGCCUAUGUUUUGUUGAGUGAAAAGAAAAUUUCUAGUGUUCAGUCCAUUGUACCUGCUCUUGAAAUUGUCAAUGCUCAUUAGAAACCCUUGGUCAAAAUUUCUGAAGAUGUUGAUGGAGAAGCUCUUAGCAUACUGGUUUUGAACAGGCUAAAAGUUGGUCUUCAGGUUGUAGCAGUCAAAGCUCCAGGGUUUGGGGACAACAGGAAGAACCAGCUUAAAGAUAUGAUUUUCGCUACUGGUGAUGCAGUGUUUGGAGAAGAGGGGUUGAAUCUAAAUCUUAAAGAUGUUCAAGCUCAUGAUUUAGCAAAAGUUGAAGAGGUCUUUUUCACCAAUGAUGAUGCCAUGCUUUUGAAAGGAAAAGGUGACAAAGUUCACAUUGAAAAAUGUAUUCAAGAAAUAACUGAGCAGCUAGAUGUCACAACUAGUGUAUAUGAAAAGGAAAAGCUAAACGAGCAACUUGCUAAACUUUCAGAUGGAGUAGAAGUGUUGAAGGUUGGAGGGACAAGUUAUGUUGAAGUGAAUGAGAAGAAAGACAGAGUUACAGAUGCUAUCAAUGCUACAAGAGCAGCUGUUGAAGAAGGCAUUGUUAUAGGAGGGGGCUGUUCUUUGCUUCGGAUCAUCCCAGCCUUGGAUUCAUUAAAGCCUGCUAAUGAAGAUCAGAAGAUAGGUAUAGAAAUUAUUAAAAGAGCACUUAAAAUUCCUGCAAUGACGAUUGCUAAGAAUACAGGUGCUGAAGGACCUUUGAUAGUUGAAAUUCUUCAGAGUUCCUCAGAAGUUAGUUAUGAUGCCAUGCUUGGAGAUUUUGUGAACAUGAUGGAAAAGGGAACCAUUGAUCCAAAAAAGGUUGUAAGAACUGCUUUACUGGAUGCUGCUGGAGUGGCCUCCUUGCUAACUACAGCUGAAGCUGUAGUGACAGAAAUUCCUAAAGAAGAGAAGGACCCUGGAAUUAGUGCAAUGUGUGGAAUGGGAGAGGGUAUGGGAGGUGGCAUGUUCUAACUCCUAGAAAAGUGCUUUGCCCUUAUCAAUGAACUGUGACAGGAAGCUCAAG
Molecule: messenger RNA, 1743 nt
Organism: Rattus rattus (black rat)
Lineage: Eukaryota; Metazoa; Chordata; Mammalia; Rodentia; Muridae
Product: 60 kDa heat shock protein, mitochondrial-like
Biological process (GO): T cell activation; protein import into mitochondrial intermembrane space; positive regulation of type II interferon production
Cellular component (GO): mitochondrial inner membrane; mitochondrial matrix
Molecular function (GO): protein-folding chaperone binding; ATP binding; ATP-dependent protein folding chaperone
Source: RefSeq, a predicted model, not a curated record